AUGCGUUACGCGAUGAUCAUGGCCGGCGGCUCCGGCACCAGACUCUGGCCGAUGUCCCGCGACGGACAACCCAAGCAACUCAUCGACUUCAUCCACCAGCCCGACGGCUCCCGCGCCUCGCUGCUCAAGCUCGCCGCGGAUCGACUCGAAGGACUCGUCCCGCAGGACAGACAAUACAUCUGCACCGGCGCGCGCUACACCGAUCAGAUCCUCGCAUCGCUCACCACCUUCACCAAGGACCGCAUCCUCGGAGAGCCCCAACCACGCGAUACUGUCAACGCCGUCGCGUUCGCGGCCGCCGUGUUCUCCAAAGAAGACCCCGACGCCGUGUUCUCCGUCCUCACCGCCGAUCAACUCAUCGAGCCCGCGGACGUGUUCAACCAAUCCAUGGACCUCGGAUACAAGCUCGUCGAGGAAGACCCCUCGCGACUCGUCACCUUCGGGAUCAAACCAGACCACCCCGCCACAGGAUACGGCUACAUCGAGCAAGGCAGAGCAAUCGAAGGCACUGAAGGACAAGCCUUCGAGGUCUCCCGCUUCGUCGAAAAACCACCCCUCGAAAAAGCCGAGGCGUACCUCGCCUCAGGUCGCUACGACUGGAACGCCGGGAUGUUUGUCUUCCACGCCAAAACCUUUCUCGAUCUCUACCGCCGCUACAUGCCCACCAACGCCGAACACAUCGACGCGCUGAUCGACGCGUGGGGAACGGACCACCAGCAGCAGGUCCUCGACGACAUCUAUCCGCGCCUCGAAAAAACCUCCGUGGACUUCGGGAUCAUGGAACCCGCCAACUCCGCCAAAGACGUCACCAUCGUCGGCGUCAAGAUGGACAUCACCUGGCUCGAUGUCGGGUCCUGGCCGAGCUACGCCGAGACCAUCAAGCCGGACGCGGACGACAACCGCACCAUCGGGAUCAACCUCGCGUCUCAUGAUUCGUCUGGCAACAUCGUCAUCGGAGAAGGCGCCAGCGACAAGGAUCACACCAUCGCGCUCGUCGGAUGCGAUGAUCUCAUCAUCGUCCGCACCGACCGCGCCACGCUCGUGAUCCCCAAGGACCGCGCCCAGGACAUCAAGAAGCUCCACCAAGAACUGCAGACCGAGCUCAAGUAA
This is a messenger RNA of Symbiodinium sp. CCMP2592, 1110 nucleotides long. The record is from the annotation of a GenBank genome assembly. Lineage: Eukaryota; Dinophyceae; Suessiales; Symbiodiniaceae.